Messenger RNA from Moesziomyces antarcticus, 4083 nucleotides. Its product is annotated as muskelin. The record is from RefSeq and is a predicted model, not a curated record. Lineage: Eukaryota; Fungi; Basidiomycota; Ustilaginomycetes; Ustilaginales; Ustilaginaceae. The coding region runs from base 1 to 4083 and encodes 1360 amino acids. Gene Ontology annotation, cellular component: cytoplasm. Gene Ontology annotation, molecular function: protein binding. The transcript has a single exon.
AUGUCGUCGCUCGCUCCCCCUCCAGACGCCAACGAUGCCAUCACUCCCUUGCAACAGCUCCUCAGCUCUCCCAACGUGCCACUCAAGUACUCGAUCGCACAGGCUUCCUCAUGGUCAGGCACCUACCAUCCCUCCAACAUCCUCCACAAUCGUCCGCACGAGAUGUACUCGAGGUGGUCCGGCUCCUCGCAGCAUGCCGUCAACUCUGCCUCCUCCUCUUCUUCCACCGGCACCGGCACCGGCACCGGCAUCAACCCUCCCACCUACCUCUCCCAGUCUGCUGGCACUCAGACCAACACAGCCGCCCCCUCCUCAUCCACCACCAGCGCCGCAUCCAACCCCGCAUCCAGCCCCUCCCUCUCGGCUGCCCUCCCGCCGCUCGCAUCCCAGUCCGCAGCCAGCAGCCGCCGCACCGCAUCCGUACCCGUCAUGAGCAACGCAGCAGCAUCAGCAUCAGCCAACGUACAAAAACAGUACAUCAUCCUCAAACUCGACAAGCCCAGCGUCGUGCGCUCCAUCACCUUUGGCAAGUAUCACAAGCCCCAUCCGUGCAACCUGCGCGACUUCAAGGUCUACGGCGCCACCUCCAUCGACUCCCUCCUCCCCACCUCCUCCGUCCACGGUAGACCCCCUGCCACAAAACGCCUCCUCCGCGGCGGCCUCAAGAACGACGCCAUCCCAGAAUCCUUCGAACUUCGCUGGCUCGAAGACGCCGCCACCGGCUCCGGCUCCGCUUCCUCCAUCGACGGCGCCAUCCGCAUCCCCGCAGACGGCGAGCCAGACCGUCGCUCCGCCACAAACGCGCUCGUCAACACCGGAAACGCCGUGCCCUUCGCCAUCCGCUACAUCAAGAUCGUCCCCCUCGCAGCCCACACGCCCAACUACAACUUUUCCAUCUGGCACGUCGCCCUCGCCGGUGUCUCCGAUCCCGCGCUCGUCUCUCGCGUCGCAAAGAGCUACGACCUCCACCGCCACUCCUCCACCACCCGCCUCAUCCUCAAGCACCUCCGCCAACACGGUCACCACACCGCCUUCCAGGCGCUCCUCCAGUCUUCCCGCCUCGCUCCACCCGCACCUGCCGAAGCGACCGCCGCUCUACACUCAAAGCUGCUCCCCUACAGUCCGCUCCGUCCCUUUGAACACCCGCUCCUCACCUCUCUCUUCGACGCUCUCGUUCGCCGCGGAAACUGGGACGAGGUGGAGAUCUGCCUCAAUCGCGCCGCCUACGGUGACGCCGCCGCCGCCGUCCAAUCCGCCGCCAACAGCGGCUCCAACACGCCCCUCUCGCCUUCCACCGCCAACCUCAGCCGCAGCGGCGUUUGGACGCAGCCUUGGCUCAAAUCCAUGUUCGCCUCCUACAUCUCGCGCCAAACCCCCAAACCCAGCUGGUCCCACAUCCAACCCUCGGCCCCCGCCUCGCUCCCCUCCGCCUCUCCCUACCACCCAUCCGCAGCACCUGCCCCUGCCUCGACGCCCAUUGCUCCCUCCGGUCGCGGCGGCCACGCCAUGGUCUUUGACUCCGACAAGGGCAUCGCAUACCUCUUUGGCGGCUGGGACGGCAAGCGCGACCUCUCCGACCUCUGGGCCUACCACGUCAGCGAGAAUCGCUGGCGACUCAUCUCUGCCGAUACCCAGCUCCAGGGUGGCCCCAGCCCGAGAAGCUGCCACAAGAUGUGCCUCGACGAAAAGAGCGGCUGCAUUUAUCUGCUCGGUCGCUACGUCGACUACGAGAGCGCAGACCAAGCCGAGCCCGUGCCCGCCGACUCGAUCGCCCACCCCUCCCGCACUACCCCUGCCGUCUCCACGCUGCCGGUCACUCCCUCCUCAUCCACCGCACGCACCACACGCGCCAACUUCCUUGCGCGCUAUCCCGAAUCCAUCGCUCGCGACAUACAGAUGAUCCUCUCCGACGCAUCUGCCGACACCGACGACAUUGGCACCGAAGGCGCUGGUGCUGGCGCUGGCGCUGGCGCUAGCGCCGCCGCAUCGACACCAGCGCCCGCUUCCUUGUCCGAGUCGUCGCCUCUGCUUGCUGGCAGCGGCGCCGGCUCUGCGGACACCAACAGCCGCUCUCCCAGACCCUCAACCCGCACACACAGCGCCGCGCGCACCGACUCGCAGCAGCGCACCGCCGCACCCGCAUCGCCACCCGGUCGCGAGGCCGACUUCUUCCGCUUCUCCACGCGCUCCGAGCGAUGGGAGCGCCUCAGCGCCGACACGCACGCCGACGGCGGGCCCAAGCUCAUCUUUGACCACGGCCUCGUCAUCGACGCGCAGAACCAGAUGAUGUACGUCUUUGGCGGCCGCGUCACCGACUCGGACCCCACCAAGUUUGAGUUCAGCGGCAUGUGGCGCUACGACAUCAUCCAGCGCAGCUGGACGUUUCUGUUCGACGACCGCACCUCCAACGGCGCCAAGAUCCUCAGCCGCUCGGGACACAGCAUGCUGCUCGACAGCGGCAGGCCGGGCGCGUCCGGCAUGUCGCCCUCGCAUACGCGCCAGAUCUGGAUCCUCGGCGGCCAGCGCGGCGCCUCGGCCACCUUCCUUGCCGACAUGUAUACCUACAACCUCGCCACGGGCGCCGUGCGCGAGGUGUCGCGCAACACGGCGCACAACGGCCCCGAGGCCGCCUUCACCCAGCGCGCCACCAUCGACGUGGCCGCGCGCGAGAUCAGCGUGUUUAUCGGCCUCAUCGGCGGCCGCACCGAGCGCAAGCGCAGCGCAUUCUGGAUCUACAGCAUCCCGCGCUCGUCAUGGCGCAAGGUGUACGAGUACGAGGGCGGCAUCUCCUCCGAGUUUGCCUCCGACACGAUCAGCGCUGGUGGAGGUGGCGGCGGCAUGGAAGGUGGCAUGGGCGCGGAUGAGGCCAUGCUGGGUGCAGGCGGGGCCGACGGCAUCGAUUUUGACGGCGAACUCGAGGGCGACGAGGUGCCCGAGUCCGGCCCGCUUCAGGCGCUUCCCGCCUACUCGGACGACAUGAGCGCCGAUGAAGAGAUGCCCAUCGACCCGCCUGCCAACAGCUGGACCGCCUACACGGGCCAGAACGCCGACGCGGCCGCAACGGGAGCGCCCGCAUUCGCCACCGCUCGAUCGCCGCACGCCUCAACGCCCAACGCCGGCCGCAACCGAGCGGACUAUGGACCGGGGACGUCCAGCGGCGUGCAUCCGACGGAGCCGCAGCCUCGGUACGCCACGCAGCUCGUAUUCGACGACCGCAAGAAGGUGUACUACCUGCACGGUGGCAACCCCGAGGAUGCAUCCGAUCGCUCGUACCGGCUCGACGACUUCUGGAGGCUGACGCUGCUGCGGCCGACACCGGGCGAGAUUCUGCGCCGCGCCAAAUUCCGUGUGCGUCGGCAGCGGUUCCUCGAGAUGACGCGCAACCUGGCGCGCAUGCCCAACGACUCGGACGACGACUUUGGCGCGUCGGCACCGAGUGCGGCCGUCGCGGGCGGCGAUGUGCAAAUGCAGCCGCAGCUGGGACUGGAGGCGCUCAUGUAUCUGCAGACCGAGGUAGGUGCGGUGGUGGACCACUCGGACGAGUCCGAGUCGCGUCUGUUCCGGCGGCUCAUGUCGCACCUGCUGAGUGCCGAGACGAGCGGCUGGACGGCGCGCGCGCCUGGUCUCGAUGGCAGCACGGACGAGGCGCUGAGCCCGCUGCGUGGCGAGGCUGCGCCUAGCUUGGGUGGCGGUGCGAUGGGCUCGUCGCCGCUCAACCCGAAUACGGGCUCGUCGCCGCACGACAGCUGGGGCGCCGCGGGCUUCAAGCGGCCGCGCGACGAGGCCGAGACCGAGGAGGCCGAGAUGGGCAGCUCCGUGUCGUCGCUCAUGAGUGCCGAGGACGGAUCCGAGACGAUGUUGUCGGCGUCGCAGGUGCUGCAGCACCGACUCAAGCGGAGCGCAGGCGCAUCUGCCGCGCCCAAGCUGCCCACGCUCAGCGUCCGGGACGACGAGGGCCGCCCCGCGGCGCUGUACGUCGAGCGAACGCGACUCUUCCGCGAGCUCAUCGAGUACUUUAACCCCGAGCUCGUCGAGCCGCGCGCCGAGCUGGACGGCUGCAUCGAAGCCGCGCUCGGCGCCUAG